CCAUGUUCAGAGAAGUGCAAUCCACAGUCCUCAUCAUUCAAAAAGUAUAUUAAUCUACAAAACAAAAUAGAUUUGAGCUUGUGAAGUAAACAACAACAUCAGCACAGCACAGGCAGUCUUGCAUCUAACCCAUUGUUACAACACUCCACAGUCACCCUUACUAAACAUAGCAGUUUUACUGCACUGUCACUGUAGGAAUGGUGUUCUUUGGCAGGUUAACUUUGGAACUGUAAAAUAGGCAGGUAUAUUUGCCAUAUAUCCUAAUUAAACACAUCUGCACCAGCUAAACAAAGUCUUCAGGAUUACCUUUCAGGCAAGUGUGUUUGGUCAGACUGAACCUGAACUACUUGGCCUUCAGGAACAGGAACGGAACACCCCUGGUUUAAUACAUUUCAUAGCAAUUAAAAAAUAUUCCCUUAAUGUCCCUGCCCUGUUUUCAAGUGGUCUAAUACCAGUGGCGUACCGUGGGGUUUCAGUCAGGACCUUCAGUAAGCAACUGUAAACUACAUGCACACAUCUGACACAUCUCUGUUACAGCUAACACAGUGAUAGGAACAUUUUAUAAUGCAGUCACAAAAUAAUGCACAUAUAAUGCCCAUUAUGUCACACACAGGCUCUCAAUAACAAUGACGGCUGAUCAACAAUUUCAACAGUAGGCCAGAUUAGGGUGGGUUAAAGGCAGAGUAAAUUUCCCUACAUGGAUCAGUAAAAGUAAUCAGCCAAUACACGGGUAACUAUGCACAUUCACGUCACUCUAAAAUGUAAAUAAAGUCCAUGGGUCUGUCAUUCCAUGUCCCUUUACUCGUAUUAAAAAGUAAACACUGCCAACAAAAUAACUUGUGCUCGGUACUAGCUGUUAGCUAUUCAUAGCACUCAUAGUUGCAAACUUUGAAAUGGCACAUAAAAACUUUGCUGGCCUUUGUUAGCAAAUUCAGUUUGGGUGCAGGUCUUCCUUUCUCAGUUAAUGUUAUUCUAUUUUGUCUCCAAAGAGUGUCUUGAAAAGGGCAUUUUUAGAAGAUUAGCAACAAGAUAUGGUGUAGGCGCCGACGACUGCGGCUGUCAUUUUCUUUUCGUUGAAUUUCACAUUUGUACCUUGGAAAUCCCUGACCAUAGGGGCGGUCUAAACACUGGGGGUAGCACUGGGCACGUCGCUAGACCCAGAGGGCGUGCUGUCAUUGAACGUCAAAAUUUGAUUGGCUGAUGAUUCUGUCAUUAAUGCUUGUAACAAAUCAGAUGUGACGUCUUUCAACAAAAGGGUAGCACUAUCUGUAGUGCUGGCCGCAGACUUUUUAUGUAGGAUAUUCCAGUUCAACCUCAACGAAACUAAUCAUAGGCAAUUUUGUGGACAUUACACAAAUGAAAAUGAUACCUAAAUAAUCAAUAAAAACAUUUUUCACACAAUUUUAUUUUUUAUAGGGCCAGCAGGCCCUGCUGCCCCUGACGGCCCACCACUGUCUAAUACAGAUGAGCUUUCUUUAGCAUCAUAGAAAACAACAAAGCAAGUAUGAAUGUUUUGUGACAGAAGGUCUCUGCCUUGGUUGUAAGAUAUUGUUUGCUGAGGCAUUUUAUCUAGCAGAUGUCCACAAAAGUGCUUUAUGUUUAUUUUGUUUGGUUACCUUCUCCCAGCCAGUGAGAGGCACUUCCCAAGUUGCACACACACAACCAAAAAACAUUUAAAUUCCAUUCCAUGUCUGUAUCAAUAGAAUGACAAUAAUUUGUAAUGGCAUAAUAUACUGGGAGUGUCAACACGGUUGAAUACACUGUGAGGACAAAAAAGCCACAUUAGCUACACGUGUAGCAUUUUGUUUGAAUGUUUCCUGACAAGUUCAUAUUUGUGAAAUCUGUGAUUGAACAGUGACAGGAUCUUACACACGAGGCUGCACAUGCUGAAAUCCUUUAAUUUCGACAUGUGCAGCUUUGAUUUCCAAGUACAUUUUGAAUACUGUGCCGUGCGGCUGUAGUGAAUAAGAAGAAAUAUUAAAAUUACAUUCUUUAAUGACAAAUCUCAGGAGAAACUGCAAAUAUAUAACACAACAUAAGACAUUAUAUGGAACUAUUGUCAAACUUGUGUGCCUAGUGUUUGUUGUUGUUCCCUUGUGCUCCUAAUUUUCCCUCGUGUUUCCUUAUGUCCAUAUUUGGUGUUCCUGUUCCUGUCCCCAUUUAGUUCCUCCUGUGUUUGAUUAAUUACCUCAUUUAGUUCUAGUAUUUAAGCCCUGUGUUUUCCUAAUGUGGCUUUUGUGUCCUCACAGUGUAGUGUUAUGCUUACUCAACAGUGCUGACACUCUCAGUAUAUUAUGCCAUUACAAAUGAUUGUCAUUCUAUUGAUAUAGACAAGGAAUGGAAAUUUUCUUUUUUUGAUUUGUUGUGUGUCAUCCCUGAAUGUCUCCCUGUGUUCCUCAGCUUGUAUUCCUGAGUUGCUCUACAUUUGUGUUUCCCUUUGGAUUGUCAUUAAAGACUUUUUGAGUUUACUCUCCUACCGCUCCUCACUCCAUUGAAGUUGUGACCACUAUGAACAGAGGAACCAGACAAAUAACAAGAUAACCAGGUGGGUGUAAUCUAAUUAGAAACUAACUAGCAAACAGAACUCAGGCAAAGCACAACAUGGAACAGACUGAAAAAUGAAACAAAAGCAGACUAUACAGGUUACAAAUACAAGCAGGAAAUCAUUUUAAUUGUUCACUAAUGGCAGAACCAGAGAAGUGUCCAGGGUGCAACCCCAAAAUUUAAUUUGUUACUAGUAAUUUCAUCUUUUUUUUUUUUCAUUUCAUUGAAAGAAUCAUUUAUUUUCACCAUGUCUGGUUAGAGCCUACUUGAAUUAAGUUUAAGUUUUGCGUUUCCUGAACGAUUUUUAUGAAAGUCACUGUGUAAGUUAGAUCUUCAUCUUUUCGUCGUAACUCGACUCUCUCUUGAAUGUGUGUACAGCAAUUGCAGGAAGCCAGUGAUAAUAGUUUCUAAAGGUUUGGAAAGGAAAGGAAAGGAAAGGAAAGGAAAGGAAAGGAAAGGAAAGGAAAGGAAAGGAAAGGAAAGAAAGGGAGAGGGAAAGGGAAAGGGCUUCUUCCACUGUUGUUUCCAGAAACCCAGUGAGACUGACUGUGACACAUUAAAACAAAUAAUUCUAAUUAGAUGUUCUUGUCUAGUGCAACAUUCCUAUGAGCGUCCUGACUAUACUGUUUUCAUUUGACCAGAAAAUCUGGUUUUGGCAUCAUCACUACAACAUUUCACAGGCUAAUUAUCUGUAUACAGUCAGUCUUUUCUCAUUAUGUCUGGGGAUUCUGUUUUUCCCUUAUCCUUUUCCCACGAGUUUUUCUCACUGCACAUUACUACGAAACAGCUCUAACCAUAGAGACACCUUGAGGUGCAUAACCAAACAGCUAAUUGGAAUUGAAAUUGGAAUGUACAAAUCUUUUGGAUCCUUAACAAUGAAUAAAUGUAACGACAACUUCAAGCCUGCCCGAGACAGCAGAAUUUACAACAGGACAGCAGUUCAGAACAACAACACUCAGCUCUUGCAUCAGAGACAGUGUUCAUGGCUCAAAAGGAAUGUGUGACUUUGGCCCAUAUUUCCACUGCUGCUCAUAUCAGUAUGUUUCUCUGACGUCAUGCAAAUGCUUCAUUAUCUAACCAUGUCUAAGUGUUAUGAGUCUAUAUGUAACACUGAUGUACAGGUGCAUCUCAAUAAAUUAGAAUGUCGUGGAAAAGUUAGUUUAUUUCAGUAAUUCAACUCAAAUUGUGAAACUCGUGUAUUAAAGUAGUUUAACCUUUUCAGUGGUGAGUUUAAAAUAUUCCAGCGGUCCCCCCAGAGUGAGUUUUUUUUAGGCGACCGUUAUUUUAGAACGUUUCCCCUUAAUGUUUCCAUGGCGACGCGUCAUGAUUGUCACGUGACACACCGCGCCCACAAUAACACUGUAUGACAGAUGUAUCGCUUUUAUUUCGUUUUUCCUUUUUUAUUCAAAAUAUUCAUAAACUUGCUUACCAUAUAAUCAACUAUCUGAUAUUCCGAUUCACAAAUAUGUGCAAAUGAGUGUGUUUUAUCGUUUAAAAACAGUUCUAAAUGAUCUUGAUCGUGAUCUGUAAUGUGAGAUGGGCGCCGCCAUGUUUGUUCGCGCGGCAGUUCAGAGAGUCCUGUCAGUCGGAUUUACAUCACGUAAAUUCAUCAAUUUCUCGCAAAAUACAUGCAAUUGUGGCCGUGCUGUUAUGCAUCGUACUGCCAGCAACAGCAUCUGAUGUCCUGCGAUGCACAGGGGAGAGACAGCGUGACGGCCAGUUCUACUUCAACAUGACCUAUGACCUUAAAGAGGGUGUUGAUGACUGCGAGACCCAAUGGGUCAUCAAUGGAAGUGUGGUAGGAAUUUCUGAUGCUGAUGGAAUUACGGAGUGCAUGCUCCCACUUCUAAAUGCAACAGCAAACACAGCCAUCCUGCAGACCUGCCAUGAAAACCUGGAAUGCCUGCUCAUCUGCCCCUCCGCCGGUAUCAACAAAAAGGAAUCGUGCUCUUGUAAUAUCACUUCUCCAACUACACUUCCUGAAGUGGGUUUGCCUGACAGGAGCGUUGGUGUUUGGAUUGGAGCGAGUGUGCUUGGGAUUCUGUUGUUCUCUUUGAUUGUCACCAUUCUUUAUAAGAAAAAACAAAGGUCAGGAUAUGCUCUUUGUGGUCCAGGUCCCGCUGAAGAGGUUCUUUGAUUCGUCAACGUGGUUUUGCUCAGCUUGUCCGUGAACAACGGCUCUGUGUGGUAAAUGCAGCUCUAUAUGAAAUCACCCACGUGAUGGAAAUUACAGCUGAUUACAGAACCGGCUUUACUGACAAGAUGCACAUUAAAUAUCGUAUGCAAGAUAUCGUGCAGGCCUAGUACAAACAGUAGUGAAUACUGCUAAAAGCAUUUCCCAUUCCUUUUUAUUUAACCACAGAAGAAGUUGCAUCAUUGCACCUGGGCGUUCUUCAGUCUUCAGACAUUCAUUAAAUGCCCUAUUUUCUUUAAUAUGCCUAUAUUUUCAGUUCUGAAGGUGGACUUGUUCCCUCAAUGUCUAUGGUGGUUACGGCCCUGUUAUAUAGCAUUAGCUCUAUGUUUGCGCUGGACACAUUUAACAUGUCAGGGCUUUAUAGCUUUCAUGAUUUUGUGUUUGUCUCUUUAAUUAAAUCAUGACUAACUAACCUAAAUGAAGCUACAGGAUAAUAUAAUGGCAUUAUUUAGUUUUGUAUUACAGAACUUUAUAUUUAAAUAUGAAAUACCAAAUAUAUUUUACACUUUGUGUCCUCUUUUGAUGAGCACAAGUAAAAACAAUUGAAAUUAUUUUAUCAUAAAUACUUUUGUGUCUGUUAUGCAAACGGGCACAUUCAGUAUGUACAAGUUUAUAUUUGUAUAUGCAAUUAUAUCCAUAAAUAAAAAUAAUAAUAAUUUAAAUUAUAUUGUAAUAUAAAAUAUAUAAAACUUAAUAUAUAUAAAGUAUAUACAUUUAAUUAUAUUAUUUGUAUUAUUAAUAUAUAUAUAUAUAUCACUGGUCUAAUCAGUCUGUGGGAAAGAACUUGGUGGAUUGCGUGGCACUAUAUUGAGCAUAAAAUGUGUGUGAACAUAAAAGUAACUGUAUGACCAGGGCAAGUAUUUCUGCUGCUGUGGAAGCAAAAUGAAAUGAAAUGCUGUGGCAGUGAGUACACACAUCUAAUACAUUACUAGUCAAAUCCACUCAGCACCCGCCACUGCUUCAGAUCCGGCCUCAAAUAUUAACAAUUAAAAAAAACACACAAACAAUUAAUGUAAAUCCACAAUAACUACAUGAUAUACAUGUAUUAACAUUACAGGGGAGUGAGGGGCAAGGUUUGAAUCAAAAUGGUCACUAUGUGCUAUAUGCUAUCUGUGGAUAAAGUUCUUUCCCCCUUGUACUGUAGCCAUUGAUUUAUAUCCAUACAGUGUACACUAUCACUUUGUGGGAAAGGAAGAUGGCGCUGCUAGAUUUGAAAUAAAUGUAUGUUUAAAGCAUUAUACAUGUCAUGAAUGUUGUUUAAUAAUAUUUGCUUAGCUAUUGUAUUGCACAGAAUCACUAUACUCUUUGUAAUGACUUUUCUUUUAAGCACUUGAACUCCUUCUGUCUAGGUGCAAAAUAUUUUGGGGGGAUUUGUGUUAAUAAAACACUAUAUAAACAUUUCGAGCGUGUACCUGGUUUAUUUUUCUACACCUUUUUUUUAAACAGCAGCUGAGGGGAACACUUUAUAUUAUAGUAUUUGUAAUAUUAACAUUAAGAAAUGAUUUAAACUUUUAUAAUUAUAUUGAUUAAUAUAAUUAUAUUAAUUAACAAAUUGGUAUAGCCUAUUCAGCACACCCACAGACAUGGCCUUAUAUAUAAUUACUAUUAUUAUAAUUGCUGGGAAACUGUUUAUCAGAUGAUCAGAAUGCCGGAAUUCUGAAGAUGUAUGCAACCCCAUCAGAUUUUGCUGUCUCCCAUUAAAACAAGAGCACAAUUUGACAAUGAAAAAUACUACCUGUCAGAUUGUGUUUUAUUAAUAAUCACACCACCUUCUACUUUCUCCUCAUACUGAAUUUCUAUAACAAGCAAUUCACCAGAAGAAACCCGCUCAACUUUGUGUACGUUGAUGUUGACCUAUAUAUUCAUUACAUUUACCCAGAGCCCUUAGUGAGUGCAUCUUCAUUUUCUAAGUUCUCAAUUACCUUAAUGUUCUGAAACAAAACCUCUAAGACAACACUUUUCAGGUUACAGUUCGCAGUACAAGAAUAUGUAAAGACUUAAUUGUCUGUGAUUAUUGCAUUACCAGUAAUCAUGCUGCUCUAAACUGAACCUAAUUCUGGCUGAUAUUGCCAAUUUUGCAAAAGGAAAAAAAUGUUGACGUGGGUCUCUUCCACCUGUCAUUAAUGAAUAUAAAGCUUAUAAAUUCAUCAUGUAUUCCUCUUGUAUUCUAAGUAUGUCAUAUAAUGUGAAAGCCAUUUGGAUUGAUUUAUUGAUGCUGUGUCAGCUAAGCUGCAUGCAUUAUACACAUUAUGCUUUUGCAAUAUUCCAUUACUAUCUUAUCUUAGUAGCAUCACUACAAAACCUCUACCUUGAAAGCACUUAAACCCCUGCAGUCUCGUUAACUUGCUUUUCUAUGCCUCGGAUCGUUUUACAAAGUAUGCCAACAUUCACCUCAACAUUGAAGUCUUCUUAAAGUAGAAAAGAUAUGUCAUAUUUACAGCGUAACUCAAAAAGAUAUUGUUUUAAAUUUGAAGGUGAUACAUGCAACUUUAUGAUGUCUCUCCAUCCUCACUGAAGGCAAAAAGAAAGAAAUGGAUUUAUAAGAAACUUUAUCAGGCUGCCAAAAUAGAAAGUUUUUUAUUUUUAUUGCCUUGUGCGUAUUAACCAGUUACACUUUGGUACAUUUAUGUUAUGAAUAAAAUAAUACUCUGAUCAGGCCAACAAAGUAGUUCCAUGGCACCCAGAAACCACAGUAUUAGAUAACUGCAUUAAACAUUUUUUGCCAAAUAUUUAUGGAUAUAACUUGAUAUAAACCAACACAAAACAAGGGCAGUGCAGUGCUUGGUAUAAUAUGCAAUAUGUAACAUCCUAUGGAACAUUAUAUGGAUGUUUUACAGUUUAGAGAAUGCAUUGUUUUGUUUAAUGAAAGCAAAGACCAACUUAAAUUAAGUUUUGAAUUUAAGUUGAAUUUUUACAAUAUUUUAAUAUUUACAGUGCAUGCAAGUGUUUACUAUAGCUAACAAAUAAUGAACUUAAAUAUGAUUGAUAUAUCUACUGACCUGUUAAGAACACAGACAUACAGUAGCAGGAUGUUGAAUACUUGGAUACAACAAUGUUUGUCAAGUCAAAUGUUAAAUAAAAUGCAAAG
Messenger RNA from Onychostoma macrolepis, 7826 nucleotides. RefSeq lists its product as uncharacterized. The coding region runs from base 4052 to 4681 and encodes 209 amino acids. The record is from RefSeq and is a predicted model, not a curated record. NCBI's taxonomy places the organism in Eukaryota, Metazoa, Chordata, Actinopteri, Cypriniformes, Cyprinidae. The transcript is spliced from 7 exons.